This is a messenger RNA of Mustela erminea (ermine), 3130 nucleotides long. Its product is annotated as protein FAM71C-like. Gene Ontology annotation, cellular component: nucleus. The record is from RefSeq and is a predicted model, not a curated record. Bases 1227 to 2291 code for a protein of 354 amino acids. The transcript has 5 exons. NCBI's taxonomy places the organism in Eukaryota, Metazoa, Chordata, Mammalia, Carnivora, Mustelidae.
UCCACAGCUCUGUAGGGAAGCUGCACCAGCUGCUGGGCAAGGGAGAGUAUACGCUCCUGAAAGACGUCCCCACAUUUGAGAGUGACUUCAUACAGGUGAAGGGCCAUCCCCCUCCUCCCCAAUUCAUGGUCCGGUCCCCCACUCCUCCCUGAUUCACGGUCUGGUCCCACUUCUCCCUGAUUCAUGGUUCCCCCUUCCUGUUCUCCCCGAUGCAUGUAUGUGCCCCCUUCUCCCUGUUCUCUGAUUCAUGAAUGCUCCCCCUCUUCCUCCCUUUCCUUCUUUUCUUCCCAUGACAAUACUGUAGACCUAUUAUGUUCUGAGUGUGUAAUGAUAUCUUGAGUGACUUUGCAGGUGGGUAGAGGAAAGUAACUGGUUUUUUUUGUUCGUUUGUUUUUUUCACUACAUGAUUUUUCCAGCCUGUUUUAUCCAGUGUCACCCUUUGCCAUACGUGAUGCCCUUAUUGUCAGGCAGGUGUUGUCCUGUGUAUGUCCUUACUAAACACUUAAUAACUCUUGGAGAUCAGUCUGGCCGUGGGUUUGACAGGUGAACUUGUGCCAUGAGGUCCUGCUGGUUGGGCUGUUUGCCAUUGCUUUCCCUCCCUCAGGAUGUUCUGUAGGAACUCAGGGUUCCAGGUCCUGCAAUCAUGUGUAUGUGGUUCUCUAAAGGGUCCAGCUCAGUCUGGUGUCCAUCCCCUGUGAGCCUCACAACAAUCUACUUAUGUUGGCAGCACGAAGAACCCCUUGUCCUGAGAGGCAGACUGAGCCCUAGGGAGUGAUGUGACUUUCCAGGUCAUCAGGCUUUCAGCUCAGGGAGUUUCUGGUCUACACAGCUUUCAGGAUGGCUGUUGGCUGUGGCAUCCGGUAUGUCCCGGCCAUGCAGCAUGAGCAACUACACGUGUAGGGGUGAGGCAGGGAAGAGGGUGCAAGGAUAUAGGUGCCACCUGACCCAGAGCUCCGUGACCGCUCAGCUAUCACUCUUGCUCAGCCUUGGCUCUUCCUUGGAGUCCCCUGAAAACCCUCGAGGACCCCGAUGCCGGGUCCCUUCCCCAGGAUUUGGGUGCCGUGACUGGGCGGUCUGGGCCAUGGAGCCCCUGGCUACCCAAAAUAUGAGGGCGGGAUUCCAGCCAGUGAAUGCACCCAGACUCAAGACAUGGACUGUCCUGCUCGCUCAACCCUCAUUGAGUCAACAGACGGGGAGAGGUGAUCGACGUGCACAACACCGUGAACAUGGUGACGAUUGGCGUGGCCUACACUGGCCAGCACCUGCCAGGGCCCGAUGUCAUGCUGCUGGCUCAGCCGGCCACACAUUGUGUGGCCAGUGCCAGUGAUGACUCCGAUACCCAGAGAACGGACUUCAAGGCAGCAGAGAGCUUGGAACUGACCAGGCUGCUUCCUUUGAAGUUUGUGAAGUUAUCCAUCUAUAAUCACGACAAAAAGCAAUUCCAGCUAAAGCUUGCCACAGGCCGCUCUUUCUACCUGCAGCUGUGUCCUCCUUCCAAUUCGAAGGAAGAUGUGUUUGCCUGCUGGGAGGACCUGGUGGGCCUACUGAGGCCCCCCAUGGAGGCGUACAGCGGGACCCAGGCCCAGCCUGCGGGUGACAUGGUCUCCAUACCCGGGCUGGAGGCGGAGGACAGGAGGAGCCCAUCUGCCAUGGAGCUCCACGGACAAGGGGAUCAAGAUCAGGUCAACGGCAGCAGCCUUUCUGUGCUCAGCGAUGUGUCCCUGGCCGCCUCCCUGGCCUACACGGGUGGAGAAGGAAACCGAGCACAGGCCUCGUACUGUCUGCGCAGGAACACGCCGUCUGUCCUUAGCCCAGCCCCUCCAAGGAUGGGUCGCAGGGUGGCCCCGGGGGCAGCAGGAACUCUGCAGGCUAGCAUGAAGGGGGCCACAGUUGGCGGCACAGACAGCAGGCCUGUUGGCAACACUGUGGACAGUUCGGACGCAGGACCCUCCAUCUGGGCCAAUCCCGAUGAAGGCAGCACAAGCAAACCAGAUGGACACCAGAGACUCUCGCCGGUUCAGGCCAAAGCCCCAAGGACGAGUAAGGACAAGGAGAGAAUGCCCACCGAAAGGCUUUACCUUCUUAGCAGAAUAUGGGAAAACACAUCAUUCCUGAAGUCACAGGGAACCCCAUGGGGAGACAAAAGGGAGAAUCAGGGCAGCCUCAAGGAGCGAGGGUGUGGUUCCCUGCUGCAGGAGUACAUAAGCCUCAGCCUCACCCAGAAAGGGUCCAGGUUAUCUCAAACACUGAGGAGGAGCUUGUCUAGGACAAGGUCAGGUAGGGUGCCAUAAUCCAGGGUUGGUUUCCUUGUCCCAGCCCAUCUUGUGCAGCUUCGUCUGGUCUCCGAGGCAACACACGUGAGCCAUUCAUAGAACUCAAGGAUAUCAACUAGUAUGGAUCUCAGAUGUCAACACCGUUCACCCACCCACUUCAAAAUAGGGAAACAUAAUUUUCUCAAAGUGGGUCAAUUUAUUCCUUUCUUGAAACAAUUAAAUGCCUAGUACAUGCACUGUGAUAAUACCUGGUAUAUAUAAACAGUGAGGCAGAGUGGGGGUACAUGCCCAGAUGCAGUCUCACAGUGUGGAGACUGCUGGGGGAGUUCAGGACUCUCACAACUCAGGGUCAUUGGACAGGAGAUGAAGGGGGCAGGAUCUGCUCAGGUAGUCAUGGGACACGACCUACAAAGAUGUAGGGCAUGAAGGAGGGACUUGUCCACACCUGUGCUUAGAAUGGCCACUGCCUGAGUACGUAUGGGAAAACUGGAAUCAGAGAAACCCAUUGGGACUCUGGCCACAUAGGGGAGAGACAGAUGACAAAAGCCCUGAACAAUAGGCACAUAGAGGGGACAUGAGCAUAGACCCCAGAGAACAUGGGAAGGAUUAGAUGAGUGAGGGAUAAUCAAGAAUAUGAAAUGACACAUUUUCUCCUGGGCACGGAGAUGGUAGUGCUGUUCCUACACGUGGGGGGCAUAAAGAAGGAUGAGAAAAUGCAGAAUUAAGUGACUUAGCCUUUGUAUUUCAAGGUGUUCUAGUUUGAUAGGACAGUAUCUGAUCAUUCAUCAUUUUCUUUUAAGAUUUAUGUAUUUGUUUUAGAGAGAGCAAUCAGGGAAGGGCAGAGAGACAGGGAGAGA